Molecule: messenger RNA, 1851 nt
Organism: Effrenium voratum
Lineage: Eukaryota; Dinophyceae; Suessiales; Symbiodiniaceae
Source: the annotation of a GenBank genome assembly
AUGGCGGUGGACUGGUGGCUGUGGGAGCUGUACAACAGCGCUGCAGAGCCAUUGCCAGAUCACCCAAAGCCAAAGAAGGCGGUCAAGACCAGCUCUGCCUCUCACUUCUGGAUGGACGAGCCUUGGCUGCGUCCUGGAGACAGAGUGGCAAGCGAGGUGGCCAGCGAGGGGAGCUCGGACGAGUUCCAGCCUGAAGAUCUUGGCAUUGGGUGGGUCCACCCACCCUAUGAAGGCAUCCUUGCGCCUGGCAAUGGGAAUGCUGGGGACCACGCAAGCUGCGCCGAGCAUGGGGACGGUGGGGACCAAACCAGCCUGAAGUGGAGCCCUGACCAUCCUGUAGUUGACCAGCUUUCAGCAUGGACGGUGGCCUCCCAGCGCCCCUCCAUCGGCCUCCCAGUGAGAUACUUGCAGCACACGACGUUGCACAGCUUGUACUGGCUUUUCACAGCGAGCUGGGACACCAUCAAAGAGCACCUGCCAUCAGGCGCCACCAAGCAAGCCAAAGACGGCCCCCCUUCCUAUCGCACAUUCUGCGCACGGUGGAAGUGCUGGAGGCGGUACAUCCGCAUCAGGAAGAGGAGCCAGCAUGCACAGUGCACCAUUUGCUGGGACCUCCAGCGCGCAAUGGAGGACGCCAAGAGCUCCUGGGCAAGUCGUUUGGAGGCAGCCAGGGCCCUGCGAGCCCACCACUCCAAGCAGUACUUAGACCGCUGCGUGUACUGGUCGCUGCGGUGGGCCGCAAGCACCGGCAAAAAUGUGCUCUGCAUCAACAUCGACUCCAUGGACAAAACGAAGUUCGCAUACCCCAGGUUUCCCACAGCCCGACUGCCCAAGGCUGUGGAGGGGUGCCUCCGGCCCAAGCUAGUCUUCACAGCUGCGCUGGCCCACGGGUACUGCUACAACUUGUAUACCAGCGAGGAGAACUUGUUCCACGGUGGCAGCCACUUCAUCGAAGACGUGGCGCGCAUCUGCAGGGAGCGGGGGCAGAGCCUGCCAGACCACCUGCUGAUUCAGUCGGACAACACUGUGGCGCAGGCCAAGAACAAAGAGGUCAUGGCAGUGUGUGCAACUUGGGCAAUGUUGAAACUGUUCCGCACGGUCACGGUCAACUUCCUGACAGUGGGGCACACGCAUGAAGACUGCGACCAGCUGCUCCUUGCCAGGCAGUUUGGCUGUGUGACCUCCUGGCUGCUGGACCUGGUCAAGUUCAACAAUGCGACAGACAUCCUGAAAUAUGUGCAAGGCAAGCUGGAGGACAAGAUGGCAGCAUGGCAGGAGUGCGUCCACGCCAAACACCUGCACGGCAUCCGUGACUGGAAGGGCUGGGUCGGCGAGCUCCUGGCUGCCCCUUUGUCGUGGCACAGCGCCUUCAUGAACCGUCAAGGUGUGGAUGCCCCGCACUCCUGGUGUUUCAAGGCAAGGCGUGACCUGUGGCAGACUGAACUGCGCAAUGGGACAGAAGAUAGAUGGUGCGCCAACUCCAGUGACAUCAUGCUGUGCUUGAAGGCUUACAUGAGUGACACACGGCUGCAACAGCCACCUCUCCAGUGCUUGCAGGAGAGGCAACACUCUCCGCUCAUUCGCGAAGUGCUGCCCAGCCAGCUUGUAGCGCACAAGCCGCUGCCAAAAACUUUGAUUGACAACUACCUGGCGCUCGCGCAGUGGGCUGAGGAGGCUGGCUAUGCAGAAGCUGCGCAAGCACUCACGGAGCUGGUGGAGACGCGGCGGUAUGAGCGAGCCCCGCUAGGCUGGCUUAGGGAGCCUCGCGAGUAUGCUCAGGACACUUCCCUGGACCGGAAUCCGUUCCACUCCCAUUUGCCACGGAACACUUGGCGGCUGGUGAUGGGAUAG